Messenger RNA from Macroventuria anomochaeta, 1647 nucleotides. RefSeq names its product 3-ketoacyl-CoA thiolase 1. Gene Ontology annotation, biological process: fatty acid beta-oxidation; phenylacetate catabolic process. Gene Ontology annotation, molecular function: acetyl-CoA C-acyltransferase activity. The transcript has 2 exons. Gene Ontology annotation, cellular component: peroxisome. Bases 66 to 1316 code for a protein of 416 amino acids. Lineage: Eukaryota; Fungi; Ascomycota; Dothideomycetes; Pleosporales; Didymellaceae. The record is from RefSeq and is a predicted model, not a curated record.
GCUGAUCACUCGGUGUUUCUUCUCUUCCUCGCGUCUUUUCAGUUGCAUAACAUCACAGCGCCAAAAUGACAGAACGCCUCAAGUCCAUCGUUGCGCAGAUGACGCCCUCUACCAGCGGCCUGUCCACCAUCACCACCAAGAACCCGGACGAUGUAGUAAUCACCCUCGCCAUCCGCACACCCCUCACAAAAGCCUACAAGGGCGGCUUCAAGGACACAAAGCUCGACGGCAUCCUCGUCAAGACCCUGAAGCAGGUCGUCGCUCAAUCGAAGCUCGACCCUGCCGUUGUAGAGGACAUCUGCUGCGGCAAUGUCUCAGACGCGAAGGCAGCAUACUACGUCCGUGCCGCCAUGCUGGCCGCCGGCUUCCCCAACACCACCGCAGGCUCCUCGCUCAACCGCUUCUGCUCCUCCGGCUUGAAGGCCGUACAAGACAUCGCUAACGCAAUCGCCGUUGGCGCUAUCGAGUGCGGUGUCGCCAUGGGAGCCGAGAGCAUGACGAGCGGCGGCGACAGGCUCGAGCGCCCCUUUGUCGACGAGAUCCUCCAGAACCCCGAGUCCUGCGACUGCAUGCAGCCCAUGGGCCAGACAUCCGAGAACGUCGGUAACGACUUCAACAUCUCCCGCGAGCGCCAGGACAGAUACGCCGCCGAGUCAUACCGCCGCGCCGAGGUCGCGCAGAAGGCUGGGUGGUUCGACGACGAGAUCGCGCCCAUCAAGACCACCGUCAAGGACCCCAAGACCGGCGAGGAGAAGGAGGUCACGCUCACAAAGGACGAGGGUAUCCGCUACGGCACCACAUUCGAGUCGCUGCAGAAGCUCAAGCCUGCUUUCCUGCCCCACGGCGACAAGUCGCACGCCGGUAACUCCUCACAACUGACGGACGGCGCCGCCGCGGUCCUGCUGAUGAAGCGCUCCAAGGCUGAGGCGCUCGGCCAGCCCAUCCUCGCCAAGUACGUCGGCGCCACCGUCGCCGGUCUUCCUCCCAGGAUCAUGGGUAUCGGCCCUUCCGUCGCCAUUCCCAAGCUCCUCUCCCAGUUCAAGCUCACGCUCGACGACAUCGACCUGAUCGAGCUCAACGAGGCGUUCGCAUCCAUGGCCGUGUACUGCUUGGAGACACUGCAGAUCGACCACAGCAAGCUGAACGUCAGGGGAGGUGCUAUUGCGCUGGGUCACCCUCUCGGCUGCACAGGUGCUAGGCAGAUUGUCACAGGUCUGAGUGAGUGCAGGAGGCAGAAGAAAAAGAUCCUGCUUACUAGUAUGUGUAUUGGUACUGGCAUGGGUAUGGCUGGUCUGUUCGUCAACGAGCAGCUGUAAAUUGCGCAAAGUGUAUUAUGUUAGCGUUGGAAAAGCAAUGAAGUACUGUCAUGACCAAGAUCUUUGAAGUCUCUUCUGGCCCCCCUAUGUGUCUCAGCUCCUGGGUCCAAGUGCGCCAGCUCCGGCUAGCAUGUGACUGCUUUGGGUAUAAACUACCAAGGCUUUCCUUCUCUUGCUUAUCGUUUUCAUCGAACUCUUCUCUCUCUUUUCGAAAGUAAGACAUUGGAGAUGACAUGUGUUUGUGGUAGAUGUUCAAAUUGUUCACAGGCAACUCUGCAUGCCCUUCCCUCUCCUCUCUGGUGUCGAUAGCAAUCAAAAGAACUUACCGCGA